Messenger RNA from Physella acuta, 3084 nucleotides. RefSeq names its product BAI1-associated protein 3. The record is from RefSeq and is a predicted model, not a curated record. NCBI's taxonomy places the organism in Eukaryota, Metazoa, Mollusca, Gastropoda, Physidae. Gene Ontology annotation, cellular component: secretory vesicle.
GGACCACGACGACGAGUUCUCUGUUGUAGAGGCCGCCAAGAAGCUGAACGAAGUCUCCGGCCUGAAGGGACUGGGCCGGUUCUUCAAGCAGGUGGCGCAGUCGGCGCGCUCCAAGGACGACAGCAGCAUCGACGACUUUCUCGGCUGCGUCAACAUCCCGCUGGACGACCUACCCUCUACAGGUAAAAGUCAGUGGUACAAGUUGGAAGGGCGGUCAGCCAAGUCCAACAUCCAAGGGGAGAUCCACCUGAAGCUAAAUCUGGCCACACGCGAAGACCGGGGAAUUCCGGAAGACCACAACUGGACAGACGUCAAACAACACGAAGAUUUGAUGUCCAUUUUUAUCGAAUAUGAACUCAGAAAAUAUAGUUCUGUUGAAAGUAAUCUCUUUGGACAGGAAGCAUCCUACAAAUGGACAGGUGACUUGCCACAAGUUGCCAGGACCAUUUUACAUCAACAUGCCAUACAAGGAGAUGUGACUGAAGUUCAGCAAGCAGUUUGUCGCUGGCAAGCAUACAGUAAAAAACACAUGGAGCAUCCUUUGAGCUAUGAUCUGUUACAUGGUUUGUUAGAGGACCUGGACAGAUUGUACCAUGAUGGAGCUCUCUCCAGAGAAGAGGAAGAAGCACUAGCCGAAUCAUUCACAAACUUCAUAGAAUACAGCAAAAGUCUCCUCAAGAAAAUGAGAGAUGUUUUCCCUCCCACCAAUAAAACUGCUUUCUCAAGACUAAAAGUUAUGCUCAAGUGCCUCUCAACAAUCCAUAGCCUCAAAGUAUUCAAAAAAUGUUGCCCAUUUCACAGUGAGCUGCACUCAGAAAUACUUUCAUUGUCCAAGAAAAGCACCCUGGAGUGGUAUGACAGAGUUCAUAGUUCAUGCAUGGGGCAUAUAAAGGGUGAUGAAGACACACUCCGUGGACUGAUUGAGCUCUGCAAUUUGUUGAACACGGAUAUUUAUAAAGCUUAUCAUAACUACAAUCCUCUAUUUGUAGAGCUUUGCAAUGUGCACUAUUUUCAAGUGACUUACAAGCAGUUUGAGAAAUUGCUGGGAGAGGCUAUGAACAAGGACAUAGAGAAAAUCCUCAAGGCUAACGAUGUCCACCAUGAGCCAUCAGGCCUGGGUACACCUUCCCUGACCCUGAACACUGGACUGUUUGAGUUGUACAUGAACCUGCAGGAGUUCUCACGUUACAGCAGACACCUCUCAGCUAGUGACAUCAAACAGUUCACUAUCCCAGCCUAUUAUCACUGGUUCAAGUGUGCGGUCAGUAAAUGGCUGACCAUUGCCCAGCACAGAGCAGAGAGAAGAAUAAAAAAAGCUGUGGAGCUUGAAAAGGUAGCCCAGGUGGAUGUGGCUGUAAAGUACAGCACGUCUGCUGUUGAUGUCUGCUGCUGCUUCACACAGAUCACAGAGUUUUGGAAACAGCUGGCCUGGCCUGACCGUGUGGGAGCGUAUCCAUUUGUUUACAAACUAACAGAGGAUAUUUGCAAUACAGCCAAGUUGUAUGCAGACUUAGUGCAUGCUAAGUUGACAGACAUGGGCUAUUAUGAUGAUGAGGGUCAAUUUGAUGUCACAGAAGAGCUUUGCAUCACAAUAAACAAUAUAGAACAAGUGCGCAGAGCCUUGAAACCUUUGCCAACUCUGCUGGACUUCAGUGAGAUUCAGCAGGCUCUGGAGCUGGCAAGAGAUGACCCACAUCCACCCAAAGAGGCUACAACUGGUCUGCUGGGCAAGGCAUCACUUCAAGGCAUCAUCAAACAGGCCGAUGAGGAUAUGGUCAGAAAAAUCAGACAGGUGGUGGACCGUGUGGCUGAUAAGAUGAGACCUGACAUUAAAAAAGAUGUUUUCCAUUUAAAUUGGGCUCCAGAAUCCUUACCAGCUGAAGAGGCUGUUGGUGACUUGCUGGAGUACCUGGACAGUAAUUUGCUGACCCUCAACAGCAACCUCCUGAAGACAAACUUUGACAGAAUUCUCUCCUCCAUCUGGGUGGAGCUGCUGGAGGAGUUCAGAGAAGUUUUGGACACGGAGGAAAUGCGCCCCCCUGUGUUCUACCAGAGGAUGUUUCAAGCAUUAAGUCUUCUCGUUGAUUUCUUUUAUGCCAAUGGAAAUGGUUUAGAGAUGGAAGCUAUUCUUAUAGAGCCAUUUGAGAAUCUACGUAAAGAACUGACCAUGCACAAAAUGGAUACACUUUCUCUCAUUGAAACUUUCUACAUGGAAAAAAAUGAGUUACAGGCUCACACAGAGAACACAGAGUUUGGUGUGCUCAGUAUUAGAGCGGUCUACAAGUUUGAUUUGCAAAUACUUUUUGUCGAAGUUAUUAGUGCAAGGGACUUAAUACCACUUGAUGCUAAUGGCCUGAGUGAUCCGUAUGUGCUGGUCUCACUGGCACCAGAACACAUUUUCCCUGGGAUGGGAACACACAGCACCAAGAUCAUUAAGAAAACAUUGAACCCUGUGUUUGAAGAGUCAUUUGAAUUCCAUAUCCUGCCAUCCCAAUGUGCUCAGCAUGGAGCAUCCUUGACCUUCACUGUAAUGGACCAUGACCUCUUAUUCCAAAAUGACUUUGGGGGCGAAGCUUUUCUUCCUUUGUCAGAUGUGCAUGGCGUGGGAGGGGAGGAAAUCUCUGGCUAUGAUGUUCUCAACAUCAUUUCUCUCCCCCUCAUCCACCCUAAAGCUUCAGACCAUGGUGCCUUGAAUGUGUUGAGAAGAAGGACAUGGGACAGUGUUGCACAGGAAUUUAUCAAGAAACGCAGCCUCAUAGAGCAACAGGCAAAAUAAUCCUCGAUGCUGUUGUCUUUAUGAUUUCCAUAAUUCAAAAUGAAGCUCAAAAUAUGACUGAAUUUAUGAACUACAAUUCCAAUUUGAAUCAAUAAUUGAACUAAUGAUUGUGUUGUUUUUUUUUGUAAAUGAAUGAAAGCCAAUAUUGUAUUAAAAUUGUGAAUACAAUUUAGCAAAAUUAAAUGAAACACCUAAUAAUUCACACAAAUAUUUUUCUAGAAAAGCUUAAAUUGUGAUAUAAAUAAGCUAUUUUUGGGAGAAUUAUUGCGUAUAUUAAUUUAAGAUACUGGUUUUUCUAAAAAUACUCA